Molecule: messenger RNA, 552 nt
Organism: Quercus lobata
Lineage: Eukaryota; Viridiplantae; Streptophyta; Magnoliopsida; Fagales; Fagaceae
Exons: 1
Coding region: 1-552 (183 amino acids)
Molecular function (GO): RNA-DNA hybrid ribonuclease activity; nucleic acid binding
Source: RefSeq, a predicted model, not a curated record
AUGGUGAUGGAGUACUUUGAGAUACAUAAGCACCCACCUAAGAUUCAGCGGAGAGCUAUCCCUACUCGUUGGCUACCUCCACCUGAAGGCUUGUAUAAAGCCAAUUUUGAUGCAACCUUUUUUGGCAACUUGGGCAUGGUAGGUAUUGGAGUCGUUGUUCGUGACAGUGAGGGGGAAAUAAUUGUUGCCCUUAGUCAGAAGAUUCGUGAACCUCAUUCGGUGGAUGCGGCUGAAGCUAUAGCGUGUAGUAGAGCAAUUGCUUUUGCAAGGGAGUUAAGUCUUUUCUCUGUGAUUGUUGAAGGAGAUAGCUUGCGGGUUGUUCAGGCAGUCACCAACAAAAGGGAGAAUUUGACACUUUUUGAUCAUGUAAUUAAAGAGAUUCAUGGUUCAUAUUCUAGAUUUACUAGGAUUAGUUUUCAUCAUGUUAGGAGGAAGGGCAACAAAUUAGCUCAUGCCCUCGCACGUAGAGCAGUUCUAUUUGCUGACACUGAUGUAUGGGUGGAAGAACUACCCACUGAUUUGGAGGAUGUAUUCCAAAUGGAUCUGUUUUGA